Engraulis encrasicolus (European anchovy) is the source of this 1955-nucleotide messenger RNA. RefSeq names its product G protein-coupled receptor 75 (gene gpr75). Gene Ontology annotation, molecular function: C-C chemokine receptor activity. Gene Ontology annotation, cellular component: membrane. Bases 60 to 1955 code for a protein of 631 amino acids. Gene Ontology annotation, biological process: G protein-coupled receptor signaling pathway. The transcript has 8 exons. NCBI's taxonomy places the organism in Eukaryota, Metazoa, Chordata, Actinopteri, Clupeiformes, Engraulidae. The record is from RefSeq and is a predicted model, not a curated record.
CGGUGGCCGUGGCGACGAUGAUGUCACGGCCCUGAGUCCUGCGGGGGUCCGCCUCCUCCAUGUGCACCAUGAACAGCACAGCAUGGCCUCUGGACUUGGCAGCAGACCCCUCCAGACCCAUACACCAUCUCCACCACCACCACCACCACCACCACCACCACCCCCUGAACGUCAGCAUGGCCGGCCCAGGAUCGGGCUCCGCGGCUGGGCAGGACUCGCUGGGCGACUGGGCCCUGAUCCACAGCGCCACGCUGGCCUGCUGCUCGCUCCUGCUCCUCCUCAUCUUCUCGCUCGGUUCCUACGGCAACCUGGUGGUCUUCCUCUCCUUCUUCGACCCGGCGUUCCGCAAGUUCCGCACCAACUUCGACUUCAUGAUCCUCAACCUGUCCUUCUGCGACCUGUUCCUGUGCUGCGUCACCGCGCCCAUGUUCGCCCUCGUGCUCUUCCUGGACGCAAGCACCGGAGGAGGGGGCGUGUCUCGAGGUUUCUGCUUCGCAUUCCACCUGAGCAGCUCGGGCUUCAUCAUCAUGUCCUUGGAGACGGUUGCCGUGAUCGCGCUGCACCGGCUGCGCAUGGUGCUGGGUCAGCAACCGAACCGCACGGCCUCGUUCCCGUGCACCAUCGCGCUCACCGCACUCCUGUGGACCUCCAGCUUCGCGCUGGCCAUGCUGCUGACCCUCAGGGCGUACCCGCGCGCCGCCGGACCCUGCCUGCCGCAUUUCGGGCUGUCGGGGGUGCGGGGCGGCGACCGGGAGCGGGCGCGCGUGGUGCUCUACGUCUACCUGGCGGACUUUGCCUUCUGCGUGGCGGUGGUGGCGGUGUCCUACCUGCUGAUCGCCCACGCGCUGAGGAAGAACGCCGCGCAGGUCAGGAAGUGCCCCGCCCCCCCAGCAGCAACCGCCGCCGCUGCUGUCAUCACCGUGGAUACCAAGCGGCCCCCGCCCCAAAUCCCACCCCCUUUCAUGGCCACGGGGGGGCUGGAGGCCAUGCAGUGCCCCGCCCCCGCCCCUGUCCACGCCCUCUACCGCAACCAGAACUACAACAACAAGUUUCAGCAGGUCCAGACGCACCCGUUCAUCCGGACCGGCGGCACCGUGGGUGGCGGCAACGACCCGACCCAACCGCCCGGCGCCGCCCACGGAGCCACGAGCGUGCAGCUGGUGUCCAGCGUGAACCUGGCCACGGCCAAGGACUCCAAGGCGGUGGCGACGUGCGUGGCCAUCGUGGUGUCCGUGCUGCUCUGCUGUCUGCCCAUGGCCGUCACCCUGGCGCAGGACCGUGGCGGCGGGGGAGGCGGCUUCCUUCACUACCAGCUGGAGCUGUGCGGGCUGGCGCUGGUCUUCCUCAAGUCGGGCAUCAACCCCUUCGUGUACUCGCGGAACAGCGCCGGGCUGCGCAGACGCGUUCUCAGCUGUCUACACUGGGGGGCGCUGUGGCUGCUGUGCGGAGCGGGAUGCUGCUGCAAGCAUCGGCCGCGUCUGCUGGCGGUGGGCAAGGGCUCCCUGGAGGCGCACCGCAACAAGUCGUCUCACCACGACACCAACUCCGCCUACGUGCUCUCCCCCAAGCCGCAGCAGCGCCGCCUACUGGUGGACCAGGCCUGCGGGCCCGGCCAAUCACACGCCACCUACACCAUGCACAGCCCCGCCCACCCCGGGCCCCGGGCGCCGCCCACCACCACCACCACUGGAGGAGGAGGACGCAAGCCCCGCCCACCAUCCACCUCUACACCAAUCAACACGCGGAUCGAGCCCUACUACAGCAUCUACAACAGCAGUCCGUCGGCCGGGCCCAGUUCGCCGUCGCACGCCGGGCUGCAGCCGGUACCGAGCAGCACCACUGGCAUCAGCAAGUCUUACAUGGCCAUGCACUACCACACACACCAACACCAGGGGGCGCUGCAGGAUCUAGAGAGCACCACCGCGCACCAGCAGAUACCCGCACCGUCUGUAUAG